Molecule: messenger RNA, 1160 nt
Organism: Eimeria necatrix
Lineage: Eukaryota; Apicomplexa; Conoidasida; Eucoccidiorida; Eimeriidae
Exons: 3
Source: RefSeq, a predicted model, not a curated record
AUGCGGCGGAAACCGAAAAAUGAACUGAAGGCAACGGGCCGCGCGGAGCGGCAACAGCGACUGCCUCCGCGAGACUCUUUGCUGCAGCAGCAGCAGCUGCUGCUGCAGCAGCAGCAGCAGUUGCUGCAGCAGCAGCUGCUGCAGCAGCAGCAGCAAUUUGUUUCCUGGAGCCUGAGCAGCAGGCGCGCGCACCAGGAGCAGCAAAGCCCCCAUCCCCCAAGAGACAGUUUCUCUUUUGCUGCAGUGGAAGCAAAAGUGCUGCUGUCCCUUUACCCUCCAGCCUCUCCGCUGCUGCUGCUGCUGCUGCUGCUGCUGCUGCUGCUGCAGCAGCAGCAGCAGCCCCCAAGCUCGAAGAUGCACAUUUUGGGGCUUUGCGAGUGCGCCUGCAUGCAGCGGCGGGGGCCUGGGGUAGCUGCUUCCAGCCGCCGCUUGGUGCCCCCAGCAGCAGCAGCAGCAGCAGCAGCAGCAGCAGAAGGGGGGCCCCCUGCUGCUGCGCUGAAGGAGGCCCCAAACUCUGCAGCACAAGCCGAGUUUAUGCGGCUGGGGGGGCCCCCCCCCGGGCUCGCCGGGGGGCCCCCCGACAGGGGCCCCUGGGGGGGCCCCCAGUGGGGGGCCCCCCAGGGGCCCCCAGGGGACUCAUCCAGGUUUGGCGCUGGGGGCUCCGGACGCGCAGACACGCGGGGGCGCGCACCGACGCCGCAGACCCUGCUGCAGCGCAGCAAGCAGCAGCAGCAGCAGCAGCAGCAGCAGCAGCAGCAGCAGCUGCGGCUGGGAGAGCUGCGAGUCGGGGAGGACUGGAGGCCCGGGGGAAGACAAGAGAGGCCUCUUGCUGCAGCAGCAACAGCAGCAGCAGCAGCAGCAGCAGCAGCGGGGAAGAGGGAAGGCAGCAAAAAGGAGUCUCGGCGAAGAGGCGGGGGCUGGCGGGAGUGGAGGCUGGGGUGUACGUACACCCCAGCGGCAGAGCCGGCUCUGCUGCAGCGCCAAGUUUGGCGAAAAGUCGGAAGUUUGGAAAAGGAAAAAAGAAAGAAAAAAGGGAAAAGAAAAGGAAAAGAAAAGAAAAAGACGGCGAGUGGAGCUGCUGCUGCUGCUGCUGCUGCUGCAGCUGCAGCGGGAGGAGAGCCGCGAGUUUUGCUGCUGCUGCAGACAGAAAAGGACAACAA